UCCUGGCAGAACGAUGCUGUCGCAUCUGUGUCGAGCCGAACUGUGGUCGAGUCGCAAGAGAAAAGAACAGCCAUUAUCCCCGAACGUCUUCAGUUGCAACAAUCUGCAUGGGAGCGAUCUUUCCAGCAGCGAAGAGGAAAACAACUAUCAUGACGAUGGAGAAAGCAGCGACUCCUCAUCACUUAGGAGCUGCUGUUCAGCUGAGCUGCAGAAGGAAGAAAGCAGUGACUGUUCAUUACUGGGGUGCUGCAGUCGCUGUUUCUGCUGCUGCUGCCGCUGCUGCUGCUGCUGGUGCUGCUGCUGCUGCUGCUGCUGCUGCUGCUGCUGCUGCUGCCAAAAUGCCGACCAGGCGCAGCAGCACGCCAUGGUAGUCAUGCAAUGCGUGCGGCUGCUGGGCAGUGGGCCAUUGUUGCCUAUGGGUACGCUGGUGACCGCUCUGUACCGGCACAGGAAAUGGAUCUGCGUGCAGACACCACACGGCGUGCGCGGAUUCAUACGCCACGAAAGCUGUGCCCCACUGGGCACCCUGCUCCCAGCCAACACAGGCCGCCGCCGGAGUGUCCGGAAUGACAACCUGACGCGCAACCUUGAGCCGCACUGCGUCGCUGACAAGCAGUUUCUUGAGAAGGACGUCGAUACAUUCGUCCAGACCAUCAUCAAUGCAGCGAGCGCGAGCAGUAUUUGCUGACAAUGAAAAGUACCGACGCCCUCCGAAGCCUCUUUGUUAUGUCAUUCU
Molecule: messenger RNA, 736 nt
Organism: Rhipicephalus microplus (southern cattle tick)
Lineage: Eukaryota; Metazoa; Arthropoda; Arachnida; Ixodida; Ixodidae
Source: RefSeq, a predicted model, not a curated record